This is a messenger RNA of Anopheles moucheti, 882 nucleotides long. RefSeq lists its product as uncharacterized. Gene Ontology annotation, molecular function: protein heterodimerization activity; DNA binding; structural constituent of chromatin. The record is from RefSeq and is a predicted model, not a curated record. The transcript is spliced from 2 exons. Lineage: Eukaryota; Metazoa; Arthropoda; Insecta; Diptera; Culicidae. Bases 41 to 865 code for a protein of 274 amino acids. Gene Ontology annotation, cellular component: nucleosome.
CGUCUUUACGUUCCACUAAUAAAACCGCCGAACCAGUGAAAUGGCCCGUACGAAGCAAACUGCCCGUAAGUCGACCGGAGGUAAGGCUCCGCGCAAGCAGCUGGCCACCAAGGCUGCUCGCAAGAGUGCCCCGGCCACCGGAGGAGUGAAGAAGCCGCAUCGUUACCGUCCGGGAACCGUAGCCCUGCGUGAGAUCCGUCGCUACCAGAAAUCGACCGAGCUGCUGAUCCGCAAGCUGCCCUUCCAGCGUCUGGUGCGUGAAAUUGCCCAGGACUUCAAGACCGAUCUGCGCUUCCAGAGCUCGGCCGUGAUGGCCCUGCAGGAGGCCAGCGAGGCGUACCUUGUCGGCCUGUUCGAGGACACCAACUUGUGCGCCAUUCAUGCGAAGCGCGUCACCAUCAUGCCGAAAGACAUUCAGCUGGCUCGUCGCAUCCGCGGAGAGCGAACCAGUGAAAUGGCCCGUACGAAGCAAACUGCCCGUAAGUCGACCGGAGGUAAGGCUCCGCGCAAGCAGCUGGCCACCAAGGCUGCUCGCAAGAGUGCCCCGGCCACCGGAGGAGUGAAGAAGCCGCAUCGUUACCGUCCGGGAACCGUAGCCCUGCGUGAGAUCCGUCGCUACCAGAAAUCGACCGAGCUGCUGAUCCGCAAGCUGCCCUUCCAGCGUCUGGUGCGUGAAAUUGCCCAGGACUUCAAGACCGAUCUGCGCUUCCAGAGCUCGGCCGUGAUGGCCCUGCAGGAGGCCAGCGAGGCGUACCUUGUCGGCCUGUUCGAGGACACCAACUUGUGCGCCAUUCAUGCGAAGCGCGUCACCAUCAUGCCGAAAGACAUUCAGCUGGCUCGUCGCAUCCGCGGAGAGCGUGCCUAAAUUUUCGCCCGUAUCCC